CGUCUUGAUUCACAAUGGUCAUCAGGCAGAUCUUUUGUCAUGUUAAACAUAGAAAAAUGUCCCCGCCUUGGACUCCCGUACUGCCACUGACUGGAGCGGUCCAAAAGUCCAGAACCCGCCUCAAAAGAGCAAUACGAGCGGAAGACAUGGCAGCAUCGUGAGUGCGCCUAGAUUAAAAGUUGCUGUGGGAAAAAACGCACUUCUGCCCGGCUGUGCCGCGUUUUUCGAGUCUGAAGCUGUGCCCCAGGGAACGUUGCCGACAUCAUGAAAGAAGUUAAAUGGGCAUUUCUACUAAUUAUAUCUACUGCAGUCAUUGCGCAUGUAUAUCUUCUACUGCGGUUCGUUCCAAGGAUCCACUCAAGAAACUCAAGAACGAAUACGUCCCCUCAAAGCCUUUCGCAAAGCAAUGUCAGUCAUGUAGAAGGGCGGCCUCACCGUUUGGAACGUGACGAGAACUCUCACAGCGAAACACUGGUGCCACGCGCUCUUGUCGAAAAGCCCAGGAAGAUAGAAGUGACGAAUGGGGCAACGCACUCGGGCCCAUGUUUUUACAGGAUCCAGGUGUACAACAGAGGGGAAAUACUCACCAAGCACAGACCAGCCCUCAAAACCAUCGUGGAGCAAUCUCACGGGAAGGCGGACGUCAGAGCCAAUGUCUCGUGUAGCAACGACUGCAUCGUUGAGCUCACAAUUGCCGGGGAUGAGAACAAGUUCGCUGGCAUGGAUGCUGUCGUCUUCCACUUCAUGAAGAAUCUCAUCCCGAGGCCCCACCCCCCAGCGGGCAUGAACCCCAACCAGACGUGGGUGUACUUCUCCUGGGAGUCGCCUUGGUCCAACGCUCACGAGGGCGGGAACAUCGCCAAGUUACCGGUCCACGUCGUCUGGACGUAUUACCGAGGGUCCGAUCUCACCCUCCCUUACGGGUACUACGACCCUAAAAGCACGCCCAUGGCAAGGGAAACAAAAUCGAUGGACGAAUGGCUACAGGGAAAAACCAAACUCAUUGCCUGGAUGGCGAGUAAUUGCAAAAAUACUGUCUGGCCCAGGAGUGGUUUCGUGAGAGAAAUGCAAAAGUACAUUCAAGUGGACGUGUAUGGGGCUUGUGGAAAACUGAAGUGCACACCAAGUUGGGACACAAAAUGUACCGUCGACUUGGUGCGCCAAUACAAGUUCUAUCUCUCCUUGGAGAAUGCCGAGUGCGAGGACUACAUCACGGAGAAACUCUGGAACAAGCCGUUGACACAAGGGGUGGUCCCUAUCGUCUACGGUCCCACAAGGAAAGUCUACGAGGACCUGCUUCCUCCCAAUUCCUUCAUUUACAUCGGCGAUUACAAAAGCAUGAAGGAAUUGGUCGACUAUAUAAAGCUGUUGGACUCCAAACCCGAACUGUAUGUGGAGUAUUUGAAAUGGCAAUAUAAGGGCAAUGUGGGUGUUAACCAGGUAAUGCACGAAUCCUACGACCCGGGCAUAUUCUGCAACCUGAUUCCGUUCAUCGACAAGGUAAAAAGGGACAAGUUGAGACGAAUACCCGUGGGCAAAAGUACUUUUUCGAAAACAUGUAGAAAACGUGAAAAACUACAGUUUCAAAAUGUUUCGGCCUUUGGCCUCGGUGGAUGGGAACCUUGGUAAUUUUUUGGGGUAAAAAUUUUACUGAUUCCAUCAAUUAAAAAACUCAAUUAAAAGAAUAGAAAAAUAUCGACCGUAUUCUUUCUUGUCAACUCACGAUAGUAACGAGCACUGUUGCAACAGUUUCUAUAAGAGCAAAGUUUGAGGGUCCGUAUCUCUUGGAUUCUUUUGUUUUUGUGUACACAGGAAUUUCCAGUCUCCUUCUCAUUAGAACAUGGUUUUGAUUAUAAGAAAAAAAAUCCUCGUCUGGUCGGCCUCUUAUUACUCUUUUCACAGUGUUGAUAUUAUGACAAAGUGGUAUUUGAAAUAAAACAUCGUCUGGUAAAUAUUAUAAAA
Molecule: messenger RNA, 1962 nt
Organism: Acanthaster planci (crown-of-thorns starfish)
Lineage: Eukaryota; Metazoa; Echinodermata; Asteroidea; Valvatida; Acanthasteridae
Product: alpha-(1,3)-fucosyltransferase 7-like
Cellular component (GO): membrane
Molecular function (GO): alpha-(1->3)-fucosyltransferase activity
Source: RefSeq, a predicted model, not a curated record